Anisakis simplex (herring worm) is the source of this 453-nucleotide messenger RNA. Lineage: Eukaryota; Metazoa; Nematoda; Chromadorea; Rhabditida; Anisakidae. The record is from the annotation of a GenBank genome assembly.
UGGUCUGUCGUGCGUCGUUACAAUGAAUUCUAUGUGCUCGAGUCAAAACUGCUGGAAUUCCAUGGUGAUGCAAUCAAGGCAGAUCCACUGCCGCCUCGUAAACCGUUCGCCACGAAGGGUCGUGCUUUCAUCGAGACACAACGACCAUAUUUUGCUAGAUUCCUUCAGUUACUGACGAGACAGUCUUUGCUGAAACGCUCUGAUCUGUUGUUCAUGUUUCUGACGAGUGAUCAAGAGCUCAAAGAUACCAUACAACUAUCUGACUUGAACCCGUGGAACAUGGUUCGUAAGAUGCCGGGUAAGUUCACUCGAGAACGCGGUCAAAACUUGAAACCAUUCAUAUUAUCGCUGUUGGCCACAACUCUGGCACCACAACCUGAAAUAGGCACGAUCAAUAUGGAGAGAAUUGGAGGUGGUGGGGAACGAUCAGAGACGAGGUUUUUUGUUAUGUGA